This is a messenger RNA of Betta splendens (Siamese fighting fish), 918 nucleotides long. Its product is annotated as trace amine-associated receptor 13c-like. Lineage: Eukaryota; Metazoa; Chordata; Actinopteri; Anabantiformes; Osphronemidae. Bases 1 to 918 code for a protein of 305 amino acids. The transcript has 3 exons. Gene Ontology annotation, molecular function: trace-amine receptor activity. The record is from RefSeq and is a predicted model, not a curated record. Gene Ontology annotation, biological process: G protein-coupled receptor signaling pathway. Gene Ontology annotation, cellular component: membrane.
AUGUCAGGGACCAAGCGUCCUCACUACGAGACCCUGCUGACCAAUAUUGUGGUGAUUUCUGUGUCUCUGUUCACUGCGUCUCUCAACCUGCUCGUCAUUGUCUCCAUCUCACACUUCAAGCAGCUCCACACCUCCACCAACCUCCUCCUCCUCUCUCUGGCUGUCUCUGACUUCUUCAUGGGACUCUUCAUGUCUUUUCAAAUUGACAGCUGCUGGUUUUUUGGCAAUCUCAUUUGUUCUCUGUGUCAGUAUCUAAUUUACAUUAUUAGCUCUGCUUGUGUAGGAAACAUGGUGCUUAUAUCUGUUGAUCGCUAUGUGGCCGUCUGUUAUCCGCUCCAUUACUCCACCAAACUUACAGAAAACAGAAUGAAGAUGUGUGUGUGUCUGUGUUGGACAUGUUCCGCUCUCUAUCAGGGUGUGUAUCUGAAAGACAACCUGCAGAAACCAGGAAGGUUCAACUCCUGCCUCGGAGAGUGUGUCCUUUAUAUCAGCUAUGUUGCUGGACUUGUAGAUGUUGUUCUAUCUUUCAUUCUUCCCAUCACUGUCAUCAUAGCUCUGUACAUCAGAGUGUUUGUUGUGGCUGUGUCCCAGGCUCGAGCUGUGAGGUCUCACAUCACAUCCGUCUCACUCACACAACGAUCAGUGAAAGUGUCAGCUAAGAAAUCUGAACUGAAAGCAGCCAGGAAUCUGGGGGUUGUCAUCGCCGUGUUCCUGACAUGUCUCUGCCCAUUUUACUGUGUCAGUCUAACAGACCAAGACACACUGUUUUCUGCUUUUGCCAUUUAUUUGUACUAUUUAAAUUCCUGCUUAAACCCUGUUAUCUAUGCCUUUUUUUACUCAUGGUUCAGAAAAUCUGUUAAACUCAUCAUCACACUUAAGAUCCUGCAGCCUGACUCCAGUCAGACCAACGUGCUAUAG